ACUAUACUAUUGGUAUAGCUUUUGGUAUUGGGGCUCACUGUAUUGUGUACUGUGCAAUUUGUACAUUUGCACGAUAGUAGAGUCACUGUAGUGUGUAGAUUGCAUGGUAGCUGCGUCCGUAGCCACUGUAGCGUCAUUAUCAUCACCAUUCCCUCUCCUCUCCUUGGCCUCCUGUGGCUACAAAGCUCUCUAUUCUGCACAACACUCUGAAUCACUCAUCACUCACUAGUUAAGUGCAACUGACCAAGAAUUAAAGAUCAGCAGCUACCCUCGUCUCCUCCAAGAGACAGAGCUGUUUAAUUAUUUACUCAGACUCACGGUCACAGUCACAGGAGCAAGAGCCAGAGAUGGAGAAGAGGAGGAAUCAUGGCGGUGGCCUCACCCUGCUGUUUCACUUUCACCUCGCCGUCUUGGUUGUCUUGCCGUCUUUGCUGCCCCGAGCUCGAGCUGCCGCCGCGGCUGAUUCCUCGUGGCACCCGAAUCAUCCUCCUACACGACGAGGCCACCACGUCGGCGGCGGCAAUGCCUCGCCUAGCGCCGCCGCCGGCCACGGCCUCCCGCCACUCUCCGCUCCCGCUCCGGCGCCCAUCGCCGGCGCCGACGACCUGCCGGCCUUUGGCCGCGCUCCCAAGCAGGCACCCCCGCACUUCGGCUUCCCGCUCCAGCCGACCUUCGGCGUCGCGGCGCCACCUGUCGCCCCGACCGCCGCCGGCGAGGGCUACCCGUUCAUCGGCAGCAACCCGACGGUGCCGCUGCCCACCGGCAUGACCGACACCUCCACCGUGCUCCCGCUCCCGGACCGAGGCGACGGCAACGACAAGGUGGUGGGGCGUGCUGCUGCUGCUCCGGUUCGUGCUCAGAUCGCCAUGAUUGGGCUUGUGGCUACCAUCUCCAUCUUGUUCUUGUCGGGGAGGAGCUGACCAUCCUAGCCUCUCCUCGAUUGAUGCACUCUGUAGUAGAAUUUGUUAAUUUGCAUGAACCAAGAAGGAGAUUAGAUAUAAACCUGUCACUGCUUGCUUGCAAUUGCAUUGUCUGUAAAUAUGGUUUCUGUCGCUGUGAUUCGUACUCAGCUCCCAGCUUUUGUUCAAAGCGGCAACGAAUUUUACCUUUCUUUGACA
Oryza sativa Japonica Group (Japanese rice) is the source of this 1118-nucleotide messenger RNA. RefSeq lists its product as uncharacterized. Lineage: Eukaryota; Viridiplantae; Streptophyta; Magnoliopsida; Poales; Poaceae. The record is from RefSeq and is a predicted model, not a curated record.